AUGUCCGGGUUCAGUUUUGGGUUUUCGGGCGACGAUAUUGAUAUCGAUGACUCAGAUAUCAAUGUUGGUGAGGAAGGAAAUGUUAAUUCUUCUCUGAAUAAUGAUGAUUCACUUCCAGAGCUGGUGGAAGCAAAAAGACAUGAAAUGGGCGAAUGGCUACCAGCUCUCCCAUCUCAAAUAUCAUUUAACAGGCUCUCAAUCAAUGCCUCUCAAGAUGGCACUAAGAGGUCAUUAACUCUUGCCCGUCGAGAGGUUUUCGACAUUCGAACUCAGCUGAUGGCAGAAGACAGCGCUGGGCAAGAUAACGAAGAACUAAUCGCCGGCCUUGAAGAAGGUGACAUUAAGCCGCGUUUCUAUGAAGGUGGUUUCAAGACUUGGGAGUGUGCAUUGGACUUGGCAAAACUGGUCGUCAACGAACAGGGAGGGAUGGGAUCAUCCGAGACUAGCAAUGAGUGGGAUGAGAAUCGUCAUGUUAUCGAGCUUGGUGCAGGAACGGCAAUACCGUCUCUCGCUCUGUUCGCGCAGCUGUUAUCACAGCCAGCACCAGUGGAGUCGACUACGUCUCAACGAAAAACUCAUUUUACAUUUGCGGACUACAAUUCCGCCGUGCUUCGUCUGGUCACACUGCCUAAUCUCCUCCUGACCUGGAACAAUAUCGUGACACGUCAAACUCUGGCAGCUCCUGUGGAUGCGGAUGCAGACAGUACACAGAAGAGUCUAGACCAGGAGGAAGAAUUGGAUAUCACGCCUGAACUUUUGGAAAGCUUCGAAAAAGAUCUCCGCCAGCGAAGUAUCACAGUUGACUUCAUUUCCGGUGCUUGGUCACCCGCUUUUGUCGAUCUGGUUUUCUCUGCCAAUGGACAAGGGACAAGCAAGACUUUGAUCCUUGCGAGUGAGACGAUCUAUUCCCCAUCGGCCCUGGGUAUAUUUUCAGAAACGCUGCUUGCGCUGCUGCGGCGAUCAACCACUGCAAAGUCGAAAAGUCGUAGCUUGAUAGCGGCCAAGAAGGUUUACUUUGGCGUUGGGGGAGGCGUGGAUGAGUUUUUGGCUGUGUUGAGAAGUAUCGACCAGAGCGUGGAAGUGAAGCAGCAAUUGGAUGUCAAGUAUGAAGGCGUUGGGAGGGUGGUCUUGGAGAUCGCAGAAGCUGGGCAAUAA
Molecule: messenger RNA, 1155 nt
Organism: Aspergillus wentii DTO 134E9
Lineage: Eukaryota; Fungi; Ascomycota; Eurotiomycetes; Eurotiales; Aspergillaceae
Product: protein-histidine N-methyltransferase
Exons: 3
Coding region: 1-1155 (384 amino acids)
Biological process (GO): peptidyl-histidine methylation, to form tele-methylhistidine
Molecular function (GO): protein-L-histidine N-tele-methyltransferase activity
Source: RefSeq, a predicted model, not a curated record